UUGGUAAAUAGACAAUUUCUCUUUUCCUUCUCUCUUCACGGCAUUGUUUUUUUUUUUAAAUUUAUCCGCAUUGAUGCAUAUAUCAUUUCAAAUUUAUUUAGGAUUGGUGUUCAUUAUAUCAUCAAUGUUACUUCAAAUCUUCCGAACACUUUUGAAGAUAACCCGUCAUUCCACUACUUGAGGAUUUCUGUUGACGAUAACAGUUCACACAAUUUAACACAAUUUUUCCCGGAAGCGAUUGCUUUUGUGGAUGCUGCUGCACGUGCCGGUGAUGCUUGUCUGGUUCAUUGUCUAGCCGGGAUUUCUCGUAGCGUCACUGUGUGUCUUGCAUACCUGAUGGCAAAAAACAAAUGGAGCUUGGAAGAUGCUUACGAUCUGGUGCUGCGCAGGAAUGCAAGCAUAGCUCCAAACUUCCAUUUCAUGGGACAACUAACAGAGUAUGAACGCCAUCUUGGAGUACGUGGUGCAAGUGUGGGAGUAAGUCAUUUGUAUUUAUAUUCGAACUUCAAUUUCAUUUGUAGUAUUUUGAUUAUUUGGCUGUCUGACUGUCUUGCUAUGAGAGGGGUUGGCAUUUCGUUAAAAGGAAUUUUGCUUUUCUUGAAAGCCAUGCUUUCAUUUCUUUUUCUUUUCUGA
Strongylus vulgaris is the source of this 633-nucleotide messenger RNA. The record is from the annotation of a GenBank genome assembly. Lineage: Eukaryota; Metazoa; Nematoda; Chromadorea; Rhabditida; Strongylidae.